AUAAUGAAUGUUUCUUUGUUGCCAGGAUCACUGGAUUGGACAUUAUCACUCUGAUCUAAAAUGGCGUACCAUAUUUGGUGCAUGUUUGCUCUUCUUGUGUUUGGCAAAGGCUCCCCCUCUACCAUGUCUACAGCCACGAUAUCUUUUCAACGAAGGCAGUUCCUACCUGUCAAAGGAGAAGAUUUUACGAUGAAGUGCACCUAUUUCCCUCCUUCGAAUGAUCGCACUGUCAAGUGGAAACACGAAGAAACGCGAAUUGCGUCUGAGUGGUGCACAACUGCGAGUGAAUGUACACCCAAUAUUUCAAAUCCUACAAAGUACAAGUUAAUGGGUGAUGACCGCAGCACAUCGCUUACGAUAAUCAAUUUGAACACUGGUGACAAUGGGAGAUACACAUGCACUGUAUUUAACCUACAUGGAGAACGUUCAACGACUGAAAUACUGAAAGUACUAACUCCAGUUCCACCCUCACGGGUUUUCAUGUCUAACGCCCACUCGGGCCGGCAAUACUUGAACAACGCCAAUAUAAGUAUAACUGCUGGAGAGUCAUUAAGCAUCACCUGUGGAGCAAAUAGGGCAAGGCCUCCCGCAGUACUGCAAUGGCUAGUACCAGAGGACGUGACCGUUGUUCAUCAGGAUCAAUCUGAUGUCAUUCAAGACGGAUCUUACAUCUCCAGGAAAGCCUUGACGAUCACACCCACCAGAGAUGACCACGGAAAGAUUCUCAGCUGCAUCGCAUCACACCCGGAAAUACAAAGGAGUCUUAGAUCCUCAGUUCUUCUGAAUGUUCAUGUUCUUCCUUCCAGUGUGCUGCUCUUUCUAACUGGAGGUAACCAGUCUCAAUCAACAGUCAUAAACGUUCAAGAAGAUUCACCGACUUCAAUCACUUGUAAAAGCAUCGGGUCAUUUCCAGCAACUGAACUAUCAUUUUGGCUUGUAGUUAAUGCCUUUGAGAGGAGUCCGAUCCUUGCAAAUGUCUCGAGUAAUAGGAGUAUUUUAGACGACACUUUGUUUGACACUGAAAGUACCAUUACCAUAAGACCAGAUGCCACGAAACAUGGAAUACACAUUGUAUGUUCCUCGUAUAUGGACGACGCCUUCUUUGUUAAAUUACUGACAGCAAGACUAGUUGUUUACGGGCUACCGGUCGAUGUCACAAUAUCUAUCCCAGGUGACAUGUUUGAAGGUGCCGAGACCAACAUAACCUGUAGAGCUCUUAAUGGAUACCCAGCUCCUCUCAUUCACUGGUACAUUGGAUCAAGGAACCUGACAGAUAAUUCAUCGCUGGAGACUUCAUUGAAUGCAGCUGGUCGAUAUGAUGCUGAAAGCACUCUGACUCUGAUACCGAUGAUGUUUGACCAAGAGGGGCGAUGUCAUUAAUGAAACAAUAAUUUUUGGUGGAUUAUUCAGAUAUUGCAAUAAUAAGAAAACGGGCAAAUGAAAUUAU
Lytechinus variegatus (green sea urchin) is the source of this 1447-nucleotide messenger RNA. RefSeq names its product synaptogenesis protein syg-2-like. The coding region runs from base 61 to 1380 and encodes 439 amino acids. The record is from RefSeq and is a predicted model, not a curated record. NCBI's taxonomy places the organism in Eukaryota, Metazoa, Echinodermata, Echinoidea, Temnopleuroida, Toxopneustidae. Gene Ontology annotation, biological process: cell-cell adhesion. Gene Ontology annotation, cellular component: cell-cell junction. The transcript has 5 exons. Gene Ontology annotation, molecular function: cell adhesion molecule binding.